AUGGGGGUUGCGAACCAUGACGGCCUCAAAUUCCGCAACUUCCUCAGCGAAGUAACAUCCUGGGGCGCGCUCGCAAUCGCCACAGGCGCCGCAUUCACCGACCCAGAAGUCUACGGCGACUCCGAAUCCGAUGCCAGCUCCGUCGCUACAGCCCAAGACCCCGGCGCACUCACAGACGCCAUCGACUGGGUCUUCUCAAACGCCGGUAAAGGUCCCUGGCAACAUAUCGACCACACCCGCAUCGGGGUCUGGGGCCAGAGUUGCGGCGGGCUAGAGGCGUACUCUGCCGGUGCGCACGAUGACCGGGUUAGCCACCUUGGUAUAUUCAAUAGUGGGCAGUUGGCUGCGAAUGACAGUAAAGCUGUUGCGGGAAGACUCACGAAGCCGGUGUUUUAUAUCCUUGGAGGGCCGGGGGAUGUUGCGUAUCCGAAUGGAGAACAGGAUUACGCGUUCCUCCCGAAUGCGACGGCCGCAUGGAAGGGGAGCCAUACGCUUGGCCAUAGUGAGGCGUUUGAUGUCCCGUAUGCUGGUAUCCCGGGGGUUACCGGGCGGAAGAUCCUGCAGUGGAUUCUGCGGGGCGAUGCAAGUGCGAAAGACUGGUUUGUUGGUGAUGCGCCGCAUGAGGUUGGGUAUGUGAAUGUUACAUAUCAGAAUCUGGAUCGCGUUCAUGUAGAGCCGAUUCAGUGA
Molecule: messenger RNA, 687 nt
Organism: Aspergillus puulaauensis
Lineage: Eukaryota; Fungi; Ascomycota; Eurotiomycetes; Eurotiales; Aspergillaceae
Exons: 3
Coding region: 1-687 (228 amino acids)
Source: RefSeq, a predicted model, not a curated record